AUGUUGAAUGGGAGGGAAGACCGAGCUGGAAAUAUCCACCAGACAAAGUCCAAUGGCUACGUGCCAAAAGACACCCGGUCAUAUAACCCCCCAAUCUCAGUGAAUGCCGAACCAUUUAUCUCCGCAGAUAUGAUCGUUGAGGAACCACCACCGAAACGGCACAGUCAAGGCUCAUCUACUAAGUCCACAUUUCUCCCAUCUACAACAGACUCGCAGGCAAUGCCUAAUGGUGGAAAGUCGCCUGCACAACUUCGAGUACAAGCGCAGGGUGCUCUCCUUAGUUUAGCUCCUCACAAUAUCCGAUACACCGAGCUAGUUGGGGAAGGUAUCAAUCCAGUGAUACUCAAGCAACUUUACGAAGAAGUUGGCAUCAAGGUUCCCACACCACAACCAGAUACUGCAUCAACUCAGGUAUCUGCUAUGCCCUCCGCAACACCAGAUCAUUCAGUCACAGAACCUACCAUCCCGACGGCGAGUUCUCGUGCGCAAGAGUCAGGGAGAAAGCACGCAGUUGACGCAAUAAGGGUAGACAAUAUGACGCAAAUGAGUGGGCUACCAGAACACGCCCCAACAACUACUCCUUCAUCCCAGCAAGGCACACCAAAGCCUAUGGAACGAAAAGAAGUCAUCGCGCGUAUGCUUGCUGCGAAGGCUGCCAAGUCAUCGGGAGCACCUGCAUCACCCCAAAGGAAUGCGACAAAGGAAGCACCAACAUCCAGCAGCUCAGCGGCAACCGAUAUAGAAAAGCCAGGCGAUGCCAUUAAUUCUGCAGGAACAACCUCGCAAGAAAAGGAGAUGCGUGUUAGGGAAAAGAACAAGGCACAGACAGAGCUGGCUAGGCAGCGAAUCGAGCAACUCAAGAAGCAGGGCUUGAUGAGGCUGCAGCAAAAACCGACCCAAGAUGAUUUGUCUCUGGAAAACACACAGUCAAAUACGAAACCAGUCUACGAUUCCGCUUCAAAUCCGAAGUCCCCAUCUAUACAGCAUCCACUGCCCGAUCGUCCCCCUGAUCCUGAGACCGGUGCUCUUGCACGUAUCCCUGGCCUAUUCAUGACGGAGGUAGAAGAAAAAUCACCUAACGAGUCAUAUGUGACGCCUUCUCAGGAACUUGUGGUCGAUUCGACGCCGCAGCCUCGCGUCAACCAACGCAAGCGUCCAAGAGCAUCUGAUUUCGACGAGCCUGUUCCCAUGCCGAGGAAAGCCUUCAACAACGGAGUGGAUCAUGGUGUCUCUGCGGAUAGACUCAUUAUCGACAUCAGCGAUGACGAUUUAUAUGCGGAUGAUGAAGAUGAUGCUAUGGAGAUUGAGACUUCUGAAGAAAAUGCAGGCUCUUCAAUCAUGGAGGGUCCAGCACGAACUUAUCUUUCUACGGAGUCCCUCCCCCCGAGACCCGUGACAUCAUCAAGUCUAGGGUUUUCCCUGUCUGCAACUCCGCAAAAUCCGAGAAACCAUGAUCAAGACGAUCUCCGGAGGAAAGAUCUCGAGAUACAAGCAAUGCACAGGCGGAUCGCUGAGCUUGAGCAACGCAAGAAGGCAAAGUUAGCUGCCAGCCGUACCCAGUCUCCUCGUACAGUGGACUCCUCAGAGUCAUCGCCUCCUGAAACCUCCCCACAAUCGGAUGCUGAAGUUCGUGAAUCCAUUAUACACCUUGCAGAAUCUUCCAGUGGGCGCGAUUCUUCGCAGGACAACAUCGUGAAUGCUCUACCAGAAACUACAGCCUCAACUCCUGGUUUCUAUAUUACUCCGAAUGAUCUACCAUGUUCUUUAGACUCCAUGGACACAGCGCAAUUGGAAAACAUGAAGACCAAAGUUUUGCGGAAACAUGAGAUCGAAUCUGGAGUUCCUGCCUUGGAGGCAGAAAUACAAAAGUCGGAAACAAGGCUAGCGGAGUUCAAUAUCGAACAGGAGAAGCUACUGCUGGAGAUCACAAGGGGAAAAGAGGGCCGACAGCAACUCCUAGAGGAACUCAGCAAUCUUAACACAGAGCUCAAUGGAGUCUCCUUGGAAGAGGUGGAAUCAGCACUGGACAGGCUAAAGGGUAAGGAGCAAGAAUCGGCAAAUAAAGCCCAACCCCCCAAGCCAAACGUUCCGGAUAGAAAAGAAAGCGAAGUGUCAGUCAGCUCCGAACCUGAAAAUUUGCUUCUGGAACAUGCUGGCACCAAAGAAGCCACUCUCGAAACCCCGGCUGACCCAGGCCAUGGCUUUACCGCGAGCCAACCUAUCGUAUCCGAAGCUAGUAGGGAAUCAACGCCUACUUCUUCAUCCGACUCCACGGGAUCGUCCAUGGAUGAGUCCAGUGAUAGUGACAGUGACAGUGACAGUGACAGUGAGGAUGACAGUGUUGAUGACUCUGUAUCUUCUGAUCAAAGAGACUCUCAGGCCCAGACUCCCGUGCCAAACAUCCGUAUGUCAGAAGUGGCAGAUGAAGUACAAGACGCUAGCCAGGUGGAAGUGAGCAUGUCGAACGAGGCACAUGAUCACUCCCUACCGAAAAGGUCUCAAUCCGCGAACGGGGAAAUACGAUCCGAUAGGUCCUCGAGUUCUGAUAAACAAGACGUUGAAAUGACUGAAGACCAGGCUUCUGCUAAAUCCUCUGUUUCAGAAGCCUAUGAGCCCCCAGAACCUGAAGGCAAUGCAAGCCCAGCUGACUUGGUCUACACACCCCCCUUUAGUCCUGCUUCUCCUGGACCCAUAGAGCCCAUAGUCUCUACAUCUCCCGCAACAAAACCUCAGAUCACCGGUGAGCUACCGAUGGGAAAUGCCCAAGGCCCAGGCGUCUCACAGCUGGGAGAGGAUAAUCAGAAUGCUCGGCAGCCAGGAGAUUCAGAUCAUAAGUUCUCGCCUUAUAUUAGUCCAUUGAAAUCUUUCAAGGCUUACCGGUAUCAUCCAAACUACACUAAUGAUGUUACGGGCGGCUAUCGUUCCCUAACUUACAGCCAUAACAUUGACCCUAUGGUGUAUCUCUGUCCUUUUGAGGGGGCAGGCGGUGUCUGCAAUGACCGGUCCUGCGAAUUUCAACACUUUCGCGAUAUGAAUCUUAGCGAUGACAAGAUCCUUGUCCAGAUGGGAUCUCUUCGUGAGGGCAAAACACCCGAAGAAAAAGACAGCUACAUUGCUGGGUUGAAAAACAUUAUCAACGACAUGCGGCGCGACAAGGUGAAAGAUUUUAACACUGUGGCCAACGAGAUAGCCGCAUACCGUAGACGCUUCCUUCAGGAUCCUUCACGAGUCUUGCCCUUGUAA
Aspergillus alliaceus is the source of this 3243-nucleotide messenger RNA. RefSeq lists its product as uncharacterized. The record is from RefSeq and is a predicted model, not a curated record. The transcript has 5 exons. Bases 1 to 3243 code for a protein of 1080 amino acids. NCBI's taxonomy places the organism in Eukaryota, Fungi, Ascomycota, Eurotiomycetes, Eurotiales, Aspergillaceae.